UCCACCACGACGCCUGACGCCUCCGAGGCUACUCAGGCCUCCUGAGCCCGGGAGGUGGCGCAGCCCAGCUCUGAGGCCCAACGGGACCACCUGGGGCACACUGGCCGAAUUGGACAGUGGAAACUGCCUCCUGACCUGGAUUGACACACCUGACCACACAGCCAGUACCUCCAAGCUGUGGGAACUGCUACAGGGUUAGCAUUCUAUCCUUGGAGUCCAUGUGCCCACCCCAGGCCCAGGCAGAGGUGGGUUCCGCCAUGACUGAGAAGACAGAGAUGGUGUGCACCUCCAGCCCAGCACCUGCUCCUCCCUCUAAGCCAGCUUCACCUGGACCCCUUCCUGCAGAGGAGGUGGACCACAGAAACACGUGCAACCCCUGGUUGCCUCCAGGUGUGCCAGUGAUAAACCUGGGCCACACCAGGCCCACAGGGGCAGCCAUGCCCACCACAGAGCUCAGUGCCUUUCGGCCUUCCUUGCUGCAGCUGGCUGCCUUGGGUACAGCUCCACCCACCUUGGCCCUGCACUACCACCCUCACCCCUUCCUCAACAGUGUCUACAUUGGGCCAGCAGGACCCUUCAGCAUCUUCCCUAACAGCCGACUGAAGCGCAGACCAAGCCAUGGAGAGCUGGACUUGGUUGACGGGCACCAACCCCAGAAGGUGGCUCGGCGAGUGUUCACCAACAGCCGCGAGCGCUGGCGGCAGCAGCACGUUAACGGCGCCUUCGCGGAGCUCAGGAAGCUGCUGCCCACCCACCCGCCCGACCGGAAGCUGAGCAAGAACGAGGUGCUGCGCCUGGCCAUGAAGUACAUCGGCUUCCUGGUGCGGCUGCUGCGAGACCAAGCGGCUGUGUUGGCCUCCGGCCCCAGCGCGCCCGGGUCCCGCAAGCCACCUGCGCACCGGGGCGUGGAGGGCAACGCACGCUGCGGGGCCGGACACAGAGUAGAGGCUGCCCGCUCGCAGCCCGUGCUUCCAGGGGACUGCGAUGGCGACCCAAAUGGGUCAGUGCGACCCAUCAAGAUGGAGCAGACGGCCCUGAGUCCUGAGGUGCGGUGACCCAAGGCAGCGGCGCCUCAGCUGCUGCUCAGUGAACUCCUUGUAAAAGGGUCUCAGAUCGCCCAGAUGAGGAAACUUUCUGUAGCUUUGGGAGGGUGACUGGGCGAUGCCAGGGGCCCCCCAGACUUUUAAGAAAAAUUUCCCACAGCCUACUUGCAGUGGCUUUGCCAGUGUCCUCUUGCCAGGGCCGAGACCAGAGAAUCAACAAGGCCAAGUAGCCAUGGGAUCCCAGAAGUCCUGAGGGAGGUAGGGAAGGGUCUGGAAGCCUUCGCACUCCUCACCCGCGCCCCCUGCUGGAGGCGAGAAGACCCUACCAAGUGUGUGCAGGACCUACCCCGUGAAGCCCAACUGGUUGUGCUUGAUCCAUGAUCCUGUUAACCGCGGCAAGAAAGACGCAGACACUC
Rattus norvegicus (Norway rat) is the source of this 1459-nucleotide messenger RNA. RefSeq names its product LYL1, basic helix-loop-helix family member (gene Lyl1). Gene Ontology annotation, molecular function: protein dimerization activity; DNA-binding transcription factor activity, RNA polymerase II-specific; DNA binding. Bases 219 to 1055 code for a protein of 278 amino acids. Gene Ontology annotation, cellular component: nucleus. NCBI's taxonomy places the organism in Eukaryota, Metazoa, Chordata, Mammalia, Rodentia, Muridae. Gene Ontology annotation, biological process: positive regulation of DNA-templated transcription; blood vessel maturation; regulation of DNA-templated transcription. The transcript is spliced from 4 exons. The record is from RefSeq and is marked provisional.